AAAAGCUUUUGAAUGCAUCAAUAUAGCUUGAAUGUUUUCCCUUUUGCUUUUAUAGCUUUGAUAUUAUUUUGCUAAAUAAAAGGAGAAUACUAUCACGGCAAAUAUAGAAAUAUAAACAGAAAAACAAUUGUUAAAAUGAGAGUUAUAUCUACUCGUAGUGAACAUUAAAUUGUGCGCCUAUAAGUAAUCGUGUAACAUUUUGUACAAUUCUGAUGUGGCCCAAUCAUGUUGAGCCCGUGACUUAUCUAUCAGCUAAUUUCGUUUUGUAGUUUUUUCUAGUUAGCUUGUUUCGGUUAUAUAUUAAGUUCUGUGUGCAAUAAUGGCGUACCAAACUUUUCUUCAAGAGUAUAUGCUUAUACCCCCGGUCACUAGAGCCUAUACAACCGCUUGCGUUGUCACAAGUCUAGCAGUCCAACUGGACCUAGUAUCUCCAUUUCAACUAUAUUUCAACCCUAUACUGAUCCUCAGAAAGUACCAGCUAUGGCGGCUGGUGACCACAUUCCUCUUUUUUGGAAACUUAAAUUUUAAUUUCUUCUUCAAUAUGAUAUUUACAUAUAGAUAUUGUAGGAUGCUGGAAGAAGGAUCAUUUAGAGGAAGAACAGCUGAUUUUAUUGUUAUGUUCAUGUUUGGAGGAGUGCUGAUGAUUUUGUGUGCCUUUUUCGUUAACCUAUUAUUUUUAGGACAAGCAUUCACCAUUAUGAUUGUGUAUGUGUGGUCGCGACGGAAUGUAUUUGUUCGGAUGAACUUUUUUGGCCUGAUGAACUUCCAGGCCCCGUAUCUACCGUGGGUUCUACUCGGCUUCUCCGUACUGCUAGGGAACGCGAUAUCGGUAGAUCUGGUCGGCAUGGCCAUUGGCCACAUCUACUUCUUCUUGGAAGAUGUACUACCCAGGAAGAGAGGUGGACAGAAAAUACUUAAAACGCCAAAAUUCUUGAAGAAACUCUUCGACCCAGCCUCUGAAGAUCCAGACUACGAGCCCCUCCUAGAGCUCGACAACAUCCGGCCAGGCGGCUUCAACUGGCGGCGGAACCCUGAAGACGAUGGCAACCCCAAUGCUAACGCUAAUGCCAAUCAAAACCCUAAUGCAGAAGGCGACGCCAGAUAAGAUCUCAAACUGUACAGUGUUAGAGACAGUCAUAUUAUAUUAAGCGAUACAUAAAGAUCUAGUGAUAAAACAUUUCCCACAGGGAACCUGUCAGUCUAAUAACCUUAUUAUGUAAGAGUGAUGGAUAUAAACUUGGCUUUAUUUAUAUAUAUAUAUAUAUUUUUUAUCAGAUACUUUAAGAUUUUCUCACUACAUAUGUAUGAUCAAUAUACUUUUUUAAGACGCCAUAGGACGCGGGUAUCGUAAUAGAAAAGUGUACUCCCAUCUUAAAGGCCGGCAACGCACUUACAACCCCGCUGGUGUUGCGGGUGUCCAUGGGCAGCGGUAAUCGCUUACCAUCAGGUGAUCCGUCUGCUCGUUUGCCUCCUAUAUCACAAAAAAGACAACUGAAAAAGAAAUGUGCAUGGCAAAAUUUCGUGCCCAGUAAAAGACUCACAGUAGGCGCAUACUCUUAAAUGCCACAUCGAUCAUAGGAGGGAAAGUGGCAGAAAGGAGCCAGGUUUUGAAAAAGCCAUUUGCAUAAUUUCGCUAGUUUCGCAAUUUGUAUGAGAUAACUGUUUCUAGGUAACGGGAAAUUAUUGUGCUAACUUAAACAAAUAAAAGUUUAGCUCUUUCAAAACCUGGCUUCUUCAUGCCACUUUCCUUCUACAGUACCCGUCUUGAGUGAGUUUUAAAUAAAGAUGAAUAGUUAUAUGAAUUGAAACCAAAGCAAAGUUAGAUUAGCAAAUAGACGGGUCCACACAGAGCGAGCAUACGCGCGAGGAAAUCUUCUCGCGCACAAACCGGCCAGUGAAGACGUGCCUCGGCCGAGGCGGCGCGCGCGUUUUCCUCGCCUGAGGGCGCCGCCUGGGACAAAAUUUUAUUUACCUUGUUUUUAAUUAUAACUUUUUAUGAUUAAUAUAUUAAUAUAUUUAUUUUAAGAAAGAACAGAAACCUAGCUGUAAAUGGUUAUUUGACUAAUAUUGAAUGGUAAAGAGCAAUAAUAACGUGUUAACCUUUAAAAAAAAUGUGGAUUUAAUGUUCAGAUUCAGAUAAUUCGGUUGUGUUCAUGUUAAAAAUACUUAUAUCAAAAAUGCUGGAUUAUACGUUAAUGCGUAUUUCCGAUCUUUUAUCAGUAUAACUACUGCUGCACAAUAGUCGGGUAAAAGUUUCUUUUCAGUUAAUUUAAAUUGUAUCAUCUUAUAAUUUCGUGGUCCAUUUUUUAUGUCCAUUGUUACUUUGAUUUAGUUAUAAAUAAUAAAAAAGCAUUUAUUUCGGACAAAUAAUGUUAUGUUAUUUUAAAUUUUUUGACAGCGUCAAUUGUGCGUUUUUUCAGUUUGGUUUUUAUAAAAAAUAUAUAUAACAGAAUUAUUCAAUAUCAUGAGUACAUAAGUACAGUCAGUCUCAAAGAUAUUGCGAGCAUUGAGUUAUUAUUACUAGACGCCAUAUAGACCGCGAGCCAGUAACAAUUUCCAUGACCAAUCUCCUCCCGGCUAAAAACUCGUGUAGUGGUUAACGGCUAGGUAUGAUGAACCCUUGCGGACGUCAGCUGCCGCUCCGUUGGUGGGUUGAGGAAUGGCAGCCACCGAAACAAGUAAAACAAAAAAAAUGUCAUCGUCUCUCAUUCCAUACCUACUUGGUCGAAUGAUAGUUCUGAUGCUGUUGUUAAUCAAAAAACUCAUCAGCCGGUUAUAUCGCGGUGGUAAGAACAUCAGCUGGUCGCAUGAACAUGUAAAAAAUAAGCGCUAUACCUUUUAUGAUAGCAAUAACAAAUCAUGAAACUUUGCAUAUGGCAUUUCAUCGGGCGUAAACGCCUGAAAAGUCAUAAACGGAUUACGCAAUUUACAUAUUACGCAUACUUUGCCGCACAUAAAGUGGUAAGGCGCAUAUUUUUUACAUGACCAUUUUACAGCUGACGGUCAUUCCACCGGGAUAGAACCGGCUGGCGGUUUUUUUUAGUUUAAAACAGCAUCUAAACUAUCAUCUGACAAAGUAUCAGCCGGAAGGCGAUGACUGACGAAAUAUGCUCCUGGCCCGCGGUCUAAUACCAAACAAUGAAAUUGUCGCAAUUGCGACCUGUACCACACGACAAAAACGUCGCACGCGCCGUAAAAUGCAUGGCCCUUACGCGUUAAGGUCGCGAGAUUCACGCUCCGCUACUAUGGCUCGUUGUCAAAACAACAACUCAUGGCGCAAAAUACCAGUACUCUGUGCUGAUUCUAUAUAAUAAUAGUUCAAUGAUUAUGACAUAGUUCAGGGUGAAACGGAAAGGUUGUCAUCAAGUCAUUUUUGUAAUUGGAACCCUUCAACUUAAAUUUGUCUAGUACAGUCGCCAUCAGAUAUAUCGGGGCGGCCGAGGUACUCAAAAAUAUCUGAACACGCACUCUAACGCCUUGACAAGAGAGGCGUGUGCAGAUAUUUGUGAGCACCUCGGCCGCUCCGAUGUAUGUUGAACAGUUCCGUUUUAUUUUGACCGCCACAGACGGCUGUGGCCGUCAUCGGAAUGUCUUGCCACGGACGCCAACGAUGGCUACAGCCCUACAGCCGUCAGCUUCGCCAAUGAAAUAGGGACUUACGCGGGACUCCGUAAAGUUCAAUUUCGCUUAAAUAAUCGCGAUCGCCUGGCGUUCAAAAAGUUAAAAGUUAUCCUUGGGCUCUACCCUUGAUUUUUAUAUUUAAAGCAUGAAAUUGGAAUUCACCUGUCAGACUGCAGCUCCACUGGCGUUUACUUUGCUCGUUUACCUAUUGAAAUAUUGCCGUUUUUUAUUUUAACAUCAGAAUGAAUUUAAAGUCGUUGUUUUAAUCCGCUAUGAAAUGGUCCUAGGAAUAGUGGGAGUAAUUUGCACUUUUACUCAAGUUGUACACUUUGGUUAACACGGAACGACACAUAGUAUCAAUGUCUGUCCUGUAAAUAUUUUUUGUAAUAAGAAUGAUAAGAUAAAUGUAUUUUGUAUUCUUUCAGUUGUGUAGGGUUUCUUCAAUGUGGGGAUUUGUAUGUGAAUAAAUCAUGUCACCCGUUA
Messenger RNA from Cydia pomonella (codling moth), 4104 nucleotides. RefSeq names its product derlin-2-like. NCBI's taxonomy places the organism in Eukaryota, Metazoa, Arthropoda, Insecta, Lepidoptera, Tortricidae. The record is from RefSeq and is a predicted model, not a curated record. Gene Ontology annotation, biological process: endoplasmic reticulum unfolded protein response. Gene Ontology annotation, cellular component: Hrd1p ubiquitin ligase ERAD-L complex; endoplasmic reticulum membrane. The transcript has 5 exons. The coding region runs from base 320 to 1105 and encodes 261 amino acids. Gene Ontology annotation, molecular function: misfolded protein binding; ubiquitin-specific protease binding.